This is a messenger RNA of Nomascus leucogenys (northern white-cheeked gibbon), 822 nucleotides long. Its product is annotated as cancer/testis antigen 55. The record is from RefSeq and is a predicted model, not a curated record. NCBI's taxonomy places the organism in Eukaryota, Metazoa, Chordata, Mammalia, Primates, Hylobatidae.
GUGCCCAGGACGGUGGUGACAACUAGGACGAUGCUCAGGCUUCUGAGACUUGCUUUGGCCUUCUACGGGAGGAUGGCCGACCCUGCAGAGCGACAGGGCCCACAGCAGCAGGGCCUCCCACAAGAUGACACCCAGUUGAAAACUGUGCAGGGAGUUGUCACAAGUUUCUGUGGUGAUUAUGGCAUGAUUGAUGAGUCGAUCUACUUCAGUAGUGAUGUUGUGACUGGCAACGUGCCUCUAAAAGUUGGACAAGAAGUUAAUGUGGUUGUGGAAAAAGAUAAACCACUUUAUGGAUUGAGAGCAAUCAAGGUGGAUGUUGUGCCUCACCAUCUUUAUGGUGCUGGACCCUCAGACUCAGGAACCAGAGUUUUAAUUGGAUGUGUUACUUCUAUAAGUGGAGAUACUAUUUAUAUUAGUAACAGCAUUUAUUUUUCCAUAGACAUUGUUUCUGAAGAUUUUGUGCCUUAUAAGGGUGACUUGUUAGAAGUUGAAUAUUCCACUGAGCCAGGCAUCUCAAACAUCAAGGCAACUUCUGUGAAGCCCAUCCGUUGUAUUCAUAAGGAAGAGGUCUGCAUUACUAGUGUACAUGGAAGAAAUGGGGUGAUAGAUUAUACUAUCUUUUUCACCUUGGAUUCUGUGAAACUUCCUGAUGGAUACGUACCUCAAGUAGAUGAUAUCGUCAAUGUGGUCAUGGUGGAGAGCAUUCAGUUCUGCUAUAUUUGGAGAGCGGUUUCUAUCACCCCAGUGCAAAAAUCCAGCAGCGGAUUCCAAGAUGACGGAGGCCUGGGACGGCAAAAGGAACGUCGGAGCCAAAGCAUUUAA